Messenger RNA from Centruroides sculpturatus (bark scorpion), 2460 nucleotides. RefSeq names its product nucleoside diphosphate kinase homolog 5-like. NCBI's taxonomy places the organism in Eukaryota, Metazoa, Arthropoda, Arachnida, Scorpiones, Buthidae. The transcript is spliced from 5 exons. The record is from RefSeq and is a predicted model, not a curated record. Gene Ontology annotation, biological process: UTP biosynthetic process; negative regulation of oxidative stress-induced intrinsic apoptotic signaling pathway; CTP biosynthetic process. Gene Ontology annotation, molecular function: nucleoside diphosphate kinase activity. The coding region runs from base 64 to 672 and encodes 202 amino acids.
UAAAAUUGAAUGAUUACAGAUGUCGCCACGUUCGAAAUAGGAAAUUGAUUAAUGUAAACAAACAUGGCAGAGGAAUCGAAAGAAAAUAUUUAUAUCGAACAAACAUUAGCUAUUAUUAAACCGAAUGCAUUCGAUAGAGCCGAAGAAAUUGAAGAUAUAAUUAGAAAUGAAGGUUUUAUAAUUAUUCAGAGAAAGGAAUUACAACUUACACCUGAUGAAGCAGCUAAGUUUUAUGCAGAGCAUGAAGGAAAACCAUUUUUUGAGAAUCUUGUAGUUUUUAUGUCUAGUGGUCCAAUAGUGGUGAUGGUUUUAGCAAAGGAAAAUGCAAUAACACAUUGGAGACAUGUCAUGGGUCCUACUAAAAUUAAUAAUGCAAAAGAAUUUCGACCUGAAAGUAUUCGAGCACUUUAUAGUCAAGAUGAUUUACAUAAUGCUGUACAUGGUAGUGACAGCAUAACUAGUGCUGAACGAGAAAUUCAUUUCUUUUUUCCAGGAACUGUCAUUGAUUCAGUUCUUAAUACAGCAUCUGCUCAUGAAUAUUUGGCAAAAUCUGUGAAUCCAACAUUGUUGAAGGGACUGGUGUUGCUCUGCAAAAAUAAACCAGAAAAUCCAAUUAUAUGGUUGGCUGACUGGUUACUUGCUAAUAACCCAUAUAAUCCACAAGCAGUGUAAAGUUGCCAUGUUACUUUCACUAUUCACAACUUGUCAGUAUUAAAUGCACACUACCUCACACAUUUAUAAAAUUGUUAUCAUUCAUGACAAAUCAAUAUUUAUUGAAUAAAAAAUACACUGGAGCAUUUUCACACAUACUGUUAUAUUUAUAUUGUUAUACAUAUAUAUAUAUAUAAUGAAAUUUUAUAAAUUAUUAAUGUUUUGUUAUAAUAUGGUAAAUUACAAAAACCUUUGAAAUGUUACAUUUUCAUUUUUUCAAUUUUGUAAUUUUAGAAAGUGAUAUAACUCUUUACCAAAAUCUAAUUAUUGUUAUUAUAUUUAAAAGUGUUUUGAAUAUUAAAACAUACAAAUGGAACAUAAAUUAGCAGUAUUAAAAUUUCAAACAUUAUUUGUUACACUUUUAUUACUCACUUUCUAUCAAUGAUAGUAGCUGAUCUUAUACAUAUAUAUUGUAUUUACUAUUUAUAAUCUUGUUAAAUGCUUCAUCAUUAUGCAAACUUUGACAUUUAUGAACAAUUUCACUAUCCAUUUGAUUUAUGUUUUAAAAAAAUAUUUAUAUAUAAAACAAAUGGAAAAUAAAAUUUUAAAGAAACAAGUUUGUUAUUUAAAUAAAAAUACACAUUUUUCCUGAUUAUUUAUUUUUUAAAAUUAUAUAUCUUGACAGUUUGAUGACUGGAGCAUUAAAAGUGCUGUGGAGGACCUGGAUGUGAGUCCUGGUCUUUGAGACUUAUGAAAAUUUUAGGGAUGGUCUAUCCCGAAUAUAUCAGCUUUCAUCCCUCAUCACUCAGCCACCUCCAUUGUGGGCCUGGCCAAACUGUUAUUCACCUGGAAUAAAAGCUCUUGUAGUUCAUAUGAGAAAUAACUACAAUAUAAAAAAGAAAUUGUUUUAUAUGAAGACCUGUUAUAGAUACUGUGACACAUUAGGAGAAAAUAUUAUGAGAAAAAUUGCACAUUUUUCAUAUUUGUAAUUUUGUGAUAUGUUUGAUUGUAAAUGUGAUUAUAUUAAGUACAAAUAAAAUAUGUUUAAAUAAUAUAAUAUUUUGCAAUGACAAAAACUGAUGCAAGUAAGUGAGUAACUGGUGAGCAAGAUGAUCUAAGGGGUGAAUAUGAUAAAGGUACAAUAUACAGGGUGUAUCAGAAUGACGUUUUAAAAAUUUGGGGGAUUGUAGAGGAUGAAAUUUUGAACAUUUUGAUAUAAGGAACCUAUAGCCAUAAAUUUGAACUAAAAUAUCUACAGUGGUAGGAAGUUGUUGACUGCCCUUCCUUUGGAGCUACCCUUCUGUCCAUUGACGUCAUAUUAUUGCUGUGGAUGGAAGACUGUAAACACACAACUACAGUUGUCUAACUGAGCCUGUGUACAGGACGUUGUGUACUUAGUGCUUGCCGUCCUUCAGGUCACCCCUUUCAUCCACUGGUGCUGUGCUGUAAACACACAACUAGUCAACAUGAGUCCCUUGUGUAUGCAACACCUUAGGAACAGUUCAUGAGCUUACGGAGCACAUCUUUACAGCAUUUAAUACCAUCAGAAGGGAGCGUGGCAUCUUACAGAGGGUCGGACAAAACAUGGUUCGUUGUUGCACAUUAUGUAACGAAGUUGGUGGUCGUCACAUUGAACAUUUACUCUAAAGUAGUGCAGCCACUGAUUCAAUGUACAGUUUGAUUGUACUCUACUGUUUUGUCAAUAAAACUUGUCAUAAAUACUGUAUUCUGCUGUUUCAUUCAGCAUACCGACGGCAUAGAAUGUGCAAAGUGUUGUAGAAACUUUAUAUGACAUUUCUGGCUAUAGGU